This is a messenger RNA of Panicum hallii, 1707 nucleotides long. RefSeq names its product calcium-dependent protein kinase 6. Gene Ontology annotation, biological process: protein autophosphorylation; peptidyl-serine phosphorylation; intracellular signal transduction. Gene Ontology annotation, cellular component: cytoplasm; nucleus. The record is from RefSeq and is a predicted model, not a curated record. Gene Ontology annotation, molecular function: calcium/calmodulin-dependent protein kinase activity; calmodulin binding; ATP binding. The coding region runs from base 1 to 1464 and encodes 487 amino acids. The transcript has 2 exons. Lineage: Eukaryota; Viridiplantae; Streptophyta; Magnoliopsida; Poales; Poaceae.
AUGCGCGGCCACCAGCAGCACCUCUCCUCCCCCACCGCCGUGCUGGGCCACGCCACGCCGCAGCUGCGCGACCUCUACGCGCUCGGCCGCAAGCUCGGGCAGGGCCAGUUCGGCACCACCUACCUCUGCACGGACCUCACCACCGGCACCGCCUUCGCCUGCAAGUCCAUCGCCAAGCGCAAGCUGCUCACCCCCGAGGACGUCGACGACGUCCGCCGCGAGAUCCAGAUCAUGCACCACCUCGCCGGCCACGACAGCGUCGUCACCAUCAAGGGCGCCUACGAGGACCCGCUCUACGUCCACAUCGUCAUGGAGCUCUGCGAGGGCGGCGAGCUCUUCGACCGCAUCGUCGACCGCGGCUACUUCUCCGAGCGCAAGGCCGCCGAGAUCGCCCGCGUCAUCGUCGGCGUCGUCGAGGCCUGCCACUCGCUCGGGGUCAUGCACCGGGACCUCAAGCCCGAGAACUUCCUGCUCAAGGACCGGGGCCACGAGGCCUCCCUCAAGGCCAUCGACUUCGGCCUCUCCGUCUUCUUCAAGCCCGGCCAGGUCUUCACCGACGUCGUCGGAUCCCCCUACUACGUCGCCCCCGAGGUGCUCUGCAAGCACUACGGGCCCGAGGCCGACGUCUGGACGGCGGGGGUCAUCAUCUACAUCCUCCUCAGCGGCGUGCCGCCCUUCUGGGCCGAGACGCAGCAGGGCAUCUUCGACGCCGUGCUCAAGGGCGCCAUCGACUUCGACUCGGAGCCCUGGCCCAGCAUCUCCGACAGCGCCAAGGACCUCAUCCGCCACAUGCUGCGCUCGCCGCCGGCCGACCGCCUCACCGCGCACCAGGUGCUCUGCCACCCCUGGAUCUGCGAGAACGGCGUGGCGCCGGACCGGGCGCUCGCCCCGGCCGUGCUCUCCAGGCUGAAGCAGUUCUCGGCCAUGAACCGCCUCAAGAAGAUGGCGCUGCGGGUGAUCGCCCAGAACCUGUCGGAGGAGGAGCUCGCGGGGCUCAAGGAGAUGUUCAAGGCCAUGGACACGGACGGCAGCGGCGCCAUCACCUUCGAGGAGCUCAAGGAGGGGCUGCGCCGCCACGGCUCCAACCUGAGGGAGAGCGAGAUCCGGGACCUGAUGGACGCGGCGGACGUGGACAGGAGCGGCACCAUCGACUACGACGAGUUCAUCGCCGCCACCGUGCACAUGAGCAAGCUGGAGCGCGAGGAGCACCUGCUGGCCGCAUUCGCCUACUUCGACAAGGACGGCAGCGGAUACAUCACCGUGGACGAGCUGGAGCAGGCCUGCAGGGAGCAAAACAUGACGGACGUCGGCAUCGACGACAUCAUCAGGGAGGUGGACCAGGACAACGAUGGCCGCAUCGACUACGGCGAGUUCGUUGCCAUGAUGAAGAAGGGCAUCAUCGGCCACGGGAGGCUCACCAUGAGGCACACCUCCGACGGCAGCGUCCUCCAGGGCGCCGGCUAGCUAGCUUAGCCACCGUACCUGAUCGAUCAGUGCUCUCCAUCGGCUUAAUUAGCUUGCUCAUCUAUCUGAUAUAUACAUACACAUAUGACCCCGGGGCGGCCCUCGUGAUCUGCCGCCCAACCCAACCCAAUUCAUCCAUCCAUCCAUCCAGCUUCAUAACAACUGCUAGCAGCUAGUUAUUAUGCAGAUUUAAUUAGCUUCAUCUGAUCGAGGAAUAUAUAAUAAGUUGAACGUCGCGAUCGA